This is a messenger RNA of Fusarium keratoplasticum, 1311 nucleotides long. RefSeq names its product Zn(2)-C6 fungal-type domain-containing protein. Gene Ontology annotation, molecular function: zinc ion binding; DNA-binding transcription activator activity, RNA polymerase II-specific. The transcript has 3 exons. The record is from RefSeq and is a predicted model, not a curated record. NCBI's taxonomy places the organism in Eukaryota, Fungi, Ascomycota, Sordariomycetes, Hypocreales, Nectriaceae. Bases 1 to 1311 code for a protein of 436 amino acids. Gene Ontology annotation, biological process: regulation of transcription by RNA polymerase II.
AUGAAGCGGCUCGGGUAUAAGAAAUCCCGUAAGGGUUGUUUACGGUGUAAACAGCGAAGAGUCAAGUGUGACGAAAAGGUCCCCUGCACUGCGUGUUGCAGACACGGCGUGCCCUGCAGCCUCGAGGGGUCAGGCUCUGUUACCCCUGAGGUCCCAUCGGGUCGAGACCGUGUGCCAGCUAGACAGCAACCGUCUUCCUCUAGGUCUUCUUCUGAGAGGAGCAAGGAGCAGAAUACACCGCCCACAUCUGACUUGUUUUCAUGCUUUUCACAUUUCCAAUCCGAGGCCGCAAACAACCCACAAGAUCCAGGUUGGAUAUCAGAUAUCGAACUAACACAUCACUACACGGCCAACGCCCAUCGGACUCUAUACUCACCAUGUUGCCACGCAUACAACGCGCUCCAAAACGAUGUCCCAAGAGAAGGCUUCUCCCAUCCCUUUCUCCUCCACCAACUCCUCGCUUUCUCCGCCCUCCACCUAGCCUUCUUGAAACCAGAGUCUCGCAACAGAUAUCUCAUCCAGGCCUCGCAGCACCAAGGCGUGGCCAUCAGCACCAUGAACUCGCUCUUGGCAAAGCCUCUGCCAUCGAGUGAAUUCCACGCCAUGUAUGCAACUUCGAUCUUUGUCGCCAUAAGCGCUUUUGGCACCUAUCCCAGCUGCGAUAGGUAUCAAGAGUCUUUCCGUCCCAUCGAUGGCUUGGUCGACAUAUUCAUCCUCAUCCGCGGCAUGAACAUUCUCCUCCGCUCAUCUGGUGAGGAGUUGCGAAGCGGACCCUUGAAGGGUUUACUGAGCGGGUGCAAUUGUCCACCCUUUGAGAACAUUGGCCGCCUUGAUACGGUGGCUUCCAAGCUAGGAGAUCUCCUACCAGCUGUACAAGACCAAUUACCCUUGCUCGACACUGAAGAUGGACAGCUCUGUGUAGACACCAUCGCCGGGUUCAUUGAAACCAUCUCGAUGGUCACCAGCAACCCCAAGUCGGCGCCAACACCCGAGCUGAGGGUCAUCUUUGCCUGGCCCAUGGGACUCUCAAGCACCUUUCUAUCACUCUUGAGAAACUGCGAGCCACUGGCCCUGGCAAUCCUUUCUUACUACUGCGUGCUGCUUCACUCGCGAGAACCAAAGUACUGGUUUCUCCAAGGCUGGACGAACGCGCUGAUGAAGGUUGUGGUGGCAAAAGUGGUUGGUACACGGUGGGAGGGACUGAUACAAUGGCCAUUGCAAGUGAUGAGAGAAAAUGAGACGGCUACGGGGACUGUAGAGGAGCACCCGGAGUCUCGCGCCGCCCAAGAGGUAACGUAUCCCAUAUGUUGA